This is a messenger RNA of Drosophila rhopaloa, 5007 nucleotides long. RefSeq lists its product as uncharacterized. Gene Ontology annotation, biological process: regulation of transcription by RNA polymerase II. Gene Ontology annotation, cellular component: transcription regulator complex; nucleus. The transcript is spliced from 5 exons. NCBI's taxonomy places the organism in Eukaryota, Metazoa, Arthropoda, Insecta, Diptera, Drosophilidae. The coding region runs from base 405 to 4805 and encodes 1466 amino acids. The record is from RefSeq and is a predicted model, not a curated record.
AAGCAAUGUGGUUGCCAUUCACAUGUCGCCGAAGGCCGCCAUUGUUGUUUUGGCUGUUCUUCGUUGCCAGACGGGGAUAAAAAUAUCGUCUGACAGCUAACAGGUCUGGCAACGGUGGUUGAUAGUUUGUGCCCAGCCAGCAAAUUGCUUUUAGCAAACGCCGACUUUCUGGCGUCGAAAAACCCGCUUUUCGGGGAAUCUGACAACGCUAACUUGACGGGCGGCAUAUCCAGAUUGUUCCGUACUGAUCGGCAAGUGAUUUGGAUUCCCUACAGUGUGGAUAUAGUGGUGGUUACAGCGGAUUGGCCACCGUUCUGUCCGAUUCGAGGACUAUCCGCGUCUUUUGUAGCAGAAAAGCGGCGGAGAUUCGCAGAGGAUUGGAUUGUCAAUAGUCAUAUAUCGACAUGGAUGAGGAGGUCAUUACCGUGGACGAAAGUCCAGCGGACGAGAUCAAUCCGCUGAUCCUCAAUGCUGGUAAAAAGAGAGCCCCGGAGUCGGAUAAGGAUGUGUCCACUAAUCCGUUCAACCGGAUACUUGGACCCGGGCAAGAUCACAUCCUGCUGAGCUGCGCGACGGAGAGGCAGCUCAUUGCCUUGGUGCGCCGCGAGCCGUCUUUGUAUGACACCCGGCAUCCGAAAUUCAAAGACGAUGUCCACAGGGAGAAACUUUGGCAGCGGAUUGCCCACCACUUGGACACGGAUUUGACCAACUGCCUGGUAGCCUGGGCGGAGCUGCGGUACCGAUUCCAGCGCCAUGUGCGCUGCCUGCGAUCUUUCCAUCGGAGCGCCGCCCAAUGCAAGACCCCACUGCGCCGGCGUCCGCGUAUUAGGCACGAGGAAGAGCUACUCUUCCUCUACCCUCAUGUGGCCAUAUACCCGGUGAUGGUGGAGAAGAUACAGCCAACAGAGGCCGCGGAAAGUAACCCGGAGACAGAGACCAUGGCCGAAGUAGAGUUCGUGGAACCGCCGCCCUUGGACAUCAUUGAUGUGGAUCUCGAGGAGGAGUCUGCCUACAACUACCGCUGCACCAAUGAGCAUCGCCGCCUCAUAGAGGCUGUGCGUCCCUACCCGCAGCUGUACGAUCCCCAGUAUCCUGGCUAUGAGAAUUCUCGCCAUCGCGGUCUCAUCUGGGGCGCCAUCUCCAACGAGCUUCACGACAAGGCCACCAAGCUGAUGAAGAGCUGGCUGAAGCUGGUGACGCGCUACGAAUGGGAGCUGUGGCAUCGUCCCGACCAGUGCAGCAGCUCGGAGCUGUGCCAGCUGAUGGACUUCCUGCGCACGCAUGUUCUGCGCCUGCGCGGCACCGUGUGCAAGGCCUCCAAGUACCUGCAGAGCGACUGGCACGAGCCCAUCGAGCACUUCCGCAGCGUGAUGUCGCUGAUCAACACGAUGCGCAACAUGCCCGAUCUGGUCCAGUUGACGGACGACUGGCUGACCUUCAAGUUGAAGCCGCCGCGCUACGACGAGUUCUGGAAAAAGGUCGGCCGCGAGGUGAUGUGCAGCUACGAGCGCUGCGAGGUCACCUGGCUGGUGCUGCGCUCCUUCCACAACGAACUGCAAGCCAUGCGCUUGGCAGGCUACCAGCUGCAGGACAAGUGGUACUUCGAGAACGCGCUCAGCAGCAUCUUCAAGCAGAUUGCCAGCCGCACGCCUCGUCGCGGCUACAAACGCCCCCACAACGGGGCCGUGAUGCAGGUCGGGGAGCCUACGCCGUCCGUUGCGCGGCUGCCACUGGCCAUUGUCUACCCGCCCGCCUCGAAAGGAAGCAGCAGCAUUACAACCAGCAGCAGUACGACCAGCAGCAGCACCACCAGCAGCAGCAAUACCACCAGCAGCAGUGGCACGAACACUGGUCCCAUCAUAUCUAAUAUCAGGAACAGCUCUGGCCCAGCCAUCGCCACGCCCACCAGUCUCAGUUCGAGUGUGGCCUCCGAGUCAUCUGUUCCCUCGUUUGUGAUCCCCAAAAUAACAUCUGCCAUUAGUGUGGCAUCCGCCAGCAUAGUGCCCAUAAAGCUGCCGCCCAUCGUAGGCAUUUCGCCAAGGACAGCGGCACCGGCCAACAUGGUGCCCGUGAAACUGCCGCACAGUGUAGGGCUUGCGCAAAUGACGAAGGCCGCCUUGGGUAUUGGCCUGGGCCCCAUCCCCGCCAGCAUUCAGCUGGCCGCGUCUAAUGCCACUCCAGGCGCAGUGCGUCCAAUACCUCAGCGACCCGGGCUGCAGGUGACGGUUAGGCCCAAGCAGCGUGUGCCCAAUAUCCUGCCGAUUGCGCCGCCUCUCUCGGGGGCUGUUAUCCGAGCGGUGAACCUUCCCAACCAGAAUCCAAUUCCACAAACUGCCACCGGGCAACCAAUGCAGCGACCUGUCCAACCGUCGACGCUGGGAGCGUUGCUAAGCGAACCGCCACUCGUACCGCAGAAUUCCAAACCAGUGCCGCAGAAUCCGCUAUCGUUAUUGAAACCGGCUCCAGUUCAACCCACUUUGGUUACCAAAAUACCGUCGAAUACUGUUUCCAGCAGCAGCAUUUCAUCGGCAACUGGGACUCCAAUGGUUCGGAUCCAUCAGCCGGGAUUGAGCAGCGGAUGGGAUGCCGUACAAAAUGGCUCUCCGGCCGGCAAAUGUGGCGCAACAUUGGCGCCUGCAGCAGCAGCAGCAACUAUUGCAUCAAGAGAAGAUCCGACAAUCGUCAAAGCAACAGCAGCAACCUCAAAAUGGAUUUCGUCAAUUACACUAGCAGAUUUGAACAAAAAAUAUCGACCAAUUGCACCUGCACCACCUGGCAUAGUCAGGGCAAGUAAACCUGCAGCAGAACCCACACCGACAACUUUAACACAUCCAGCAACAGUUGGCACUGUACCGGCAACAUUAGCUCCAUCUGCCAGAUUACCUACAUUAGCUACAGCUACAGCUGCAACAUCAGCUGCAUCUGAAACAGUGGACACUGCGGAUACAGAAGUCAAAGCCAUAUCGGAUGCACCAAGAGAAGCAACAGUAGCAGCCCCAACAGCAACCAUUCCAACAGUAGCAACAGUUGCCAAUGUAAAAGCAGUCACCAAUGCAAAGACAGCAGCUAAGCCGACAGCAAUAUCAGUAUCCCAGCCCGAUAAAGAACCAACCACGUCCGGCAGCAUUCAGUCGGAGAUUUGCGCUGACGAAAUUAUGGUGCACCUGGAGCUGAGUGCCGCCACUGGGAACCUGCUCCACAUUUGGGGCGGCAACCUGGCCACACGUUACAAUCUCAAUAUGGUCAGGACGGCGACCUUGAUCCGCGAGGUGAUGGCUGUGCCACAGCUGCACAAGAAAGAUCCGCAAUUGACCGAGAAGAGUAAUGAGAUCUGGAAGGUUAUCGGCAAGAAGUUCCAUAUGCCAGAGGAAGCUUUGCGCGCCUGCUGGAACUAUCUGGCUGACAACAUGAGUGUGUUCCCGCUGAUCGCACCGAUGUCGGAACUGAUGCGUCCGUUCAAGGGCAGCAUGAAGGUGUGGGAGAAGUCGCACCGUUUGUUCAGCAAGUUCGACGAAAUAGCGCGCAAGUAUAUGUGGAUGGAACACAAGGACGUGCUGCCGGAUGUGAUCCGCCACUUCCGGAAGCAUGAACACCUGUACUGGGAGCUCCAGAAGCCGCGACCUGGCGAAAUGGCGCCAGCUCCGCGCCAAUACACGGAUCAGGAGCGCCAGGAGGUGUGGCGCGAGGCCAGGGUAAAGUUUCCCAACCUCAAUCAUCGCGAUAUUUGGUCCAUGUUCAAGUUCGCCUUCCGCACGUAUAUGGAAGACCUGGAGCGCGGGAUCGAAAAUCCCUGGCCACAGAACUGGUGGCAGGCAUUGGAGCAGCUCAGGUUCCUGGCCUACGUGCGCUACCAUCCGCUCGAACCGUACUAUUACAUUGUGCACAACAAGAUCUCUGAGGAGGUGAAGCGCUGCAGCAUGUACGAGGCCCUGAUGUCCGCCGAUCCUGCCGACAAGAGCAGGCCCACGCCCAUCAGCCUUUUGGCGCGCCUCUCCAAGGAGCCGAUGCCUUGGGAGACGGAGGAGGCCAAGCGCAUGCUCACCGGCCAGUUGAGUCGGCCUAGCAGCUCGGCAGCCGCCUUCGCGCUGAAUAUCAACGCCCAAGCCCCAGCACCCACCGACUCACCAGUUCCCGUACCUGACAACAAUCCCGUGCCCCCAAAAGCACCCGCAACAGAACCUAUCGCAGGCAAGCAAGCGCCAAAAGAGAAAGAACAGUUGGCCAAUGGCACCGACACCGGCCAAGAACUGGUCCCUCAGACGAACCGCAUCACCUCCAUUCUUCCCACCAUCGAGGCCUUCCAGCUGACCCAAGUCCUGCGCCGCCAUCCGCACACCUUUGAGCGGGCGAGCACCAUCGACAAGCGCACCGCCUGGGUUCGCGUCUCAAAGGAGCUGGAUGCCACAGUGACCGAAUGCCGCCUGGGCCUGCAGUACGCUCUACGCGAGAUGCGCGUCCUGAAGAUCACGGACCCAAUGCAUCGCUGCACGAUGGGGCACAAGUACUACCGCCACAUGACAGAGAUCUAUAAGCAGGUGAAGCCCAACGGCCAGCUCAAAGUCCGCACGCCGCAGCAGCUCAACCAAUCGCUGGCGGAGCCCACUCUGGAAGUUGUACCGCAGCGAUUCGUGCCCGAGAUCAACAUGACCACCUGCAGCACGGGCCUUGUGCUGAAGAACUGGGCCAACGCCGUCGGCAACUUGUCCCAAGCCAGCCAGGAUGAGCUGACCGUCAAGCUGACGAAGCUGUUCUCCAAAUUCGCCGAAGAGGCCAACAUCAACUGGAUUUAUCCGCCGCCGCCUUAACUCGGUUAUCUCUUUUGACACGCGUAACUUAAUAUAAGUUUUAUCGAUAAGUAAAUUCACUGUUCGCUUUGAAUUACCUUUCCACGCUACUAUGCUAUCCGAUUGCAUCUAAUUUAUAAUGAAUUGCAUAAAUUGCAAGAAAUACUUUUUUUUUAAUAAAAAUCACAUCAUUUUACGAUGCGUAAAAACAUAAAUAAACCAC